Molecule: messenger RNA, 11770 nt
Organism: Dromaius novaehollandiae (emu)
Lineage: Eukaryota; Metazoa; Chordata; Aves; Casuariiformes; Dromaiidae
Gene: RSF1
Product: remodeling and spacing factor 1
Exons: 16
Coding region: 136-4422 (1428 amino acids)
Biological process (GO): negative regulation of DNA-templated transcription
Cellular component (GO): chromatin; RSF complex
Molecular function (GO): histone binding
Source: RefSeq, a predicted model, not a curated record
CCCCGCCCUCUCGCCGGUGCAUUGUGGGAUAGUGGUGCCGCGGCCCCGGGUCUCCGAGCGCGGCUCGCCAGCGCCCCCCUCCCUCUCUCCCUCUCCUCCCCCCUCCCCAGCUCCUUCUCCAUCCUCAGGUCCAAGAUGGCGGCGGCGGCUCCUCCGGCUCCAUCUCCGCCUCCCCCUCCUCCCUCCGGCCCGUGUUGCCCGGGCUCGUGGCCCAACUUCGCCGUCGUCUGCUCCUUCCUCGAGCGCUACGGGGCCUUGCUGGACCUACCCGAGCUGCCCUUCCCCGAGCUGGAGCGCGUCCUGCAGCCGCCGCAGGAGCCCGGAGACCAGGUUCCAAAAGAAUUGGUGGAGCUUCACUUGAAACUGAUGAGAAAGAUUGGGAAGUCUGUCACAGCAGACAGAUGGGAAAAAUAUUUGAUCAAGAUAUGCCAAGAAUUCAACAGCACAUGGGCUUGGGAGAUGGAAAAAAAAGGAUACCUAGAAAUGAGUGUUGAAUGCAAAUUGGGAAUUCUGAAGUAUCUCUGUGAAUGUCAGUUUGAUGACAAUCUAAAGUUUAAGAAUAUUAUUAAUGAGGAGGAUGCUGAUGCAAUGCGUCUUCAGCCCAUUGGUCGAGACAAGGAUGGCCUAAUGUAUUGGUAUCAGCUGGAUCAAGAGCAUAAUGUCAGGAUGUACAUAGAAGAACAGGAUGAUCAGGAUGGAUCCACCUGGAAGUGCAUUGUUAGAAACCGAAAUGAGCUCGCUGAGACCCUUGAGCUCUUGAAAGCACAAAUAGAUCCUGCCCUGCUGAAAAACAACAAUCAGCAGGAGAAUUCAUCGCGUGAAAGCCCAAGCAUUGAAGACGAAGAUACCAAAAAGGGUGAAGAAGCAUCUCCACAAGAAAAUCAAUUAAAAAUUAAAGAAGAAAAAGAGGUGGUGGAGGAACAGUCAAAAGAAUUGGAGAACCUUCCUCUUCCUGUGGUCAAAGAUGACGAAAAUAUGGAAAACAUGGUGAAAAUUGAGAGAGUGGAAGAAAAAGAAAUUAUAAAAUUGCCAGUAAUAGUAAAAUUAGAGAAACCUUCAGAAUACAAUGAGGAAAAGCAAACAGUCAAAGAAGAAAGUGACUCCUUUAAAGAAAAUGUCAAACCUGUUAAAGUAGAGGUGAAAGAAAACAAAGUAGAACCAAAAGACUUAAAAGAAGUAAAAAGUUGUACUGACAAAAUAGCAGUUCAUGAGCCGGAGAGAUUAGACUUUUGCGUUAAUGUCAAAACUCCCCAAGAAAUUGUGGAGAAAUCUGUGGAAGAAAGUGAAAAACUUAAAAAUGAUCAGCAGGCAAAAAUACCACUUAAAAAGCGAGAGAUCAAGCUGACAGAUGACUAUGACAGCCCAGUAAAGGGUUCCCUAUGCAAAUGUGUAACUCCAACAAAGGAUGUCUUGAAGGAAGAGGGGAAACCAGAAGAAGAAACUUUUAAGAGAGUCCCUACAAUUACUGCUUUAUGUCCUGAUGGGAAAGUGCUAGUAAAUGGAGAGGUUAGCAGUGAAAAAAUAACCCCAAGUGUCAUACAAAAUAAUAAAUCAGAACACUCUCCUACCACAAAAGAAGACAGCAGCUCAUUAAAGGAGAAAAAUGGUAAAAGUGGGGAGAAGGUGUCAGACUCCUUAAACUCUGUUAGUAAAAUUAUGAAAGCAUGUGAGGUAGAGAAAAAUUCAGUAACUGUGGUCAAAGAGGUAGGGACUGUGGUCUCUGAGGUUUCUAAUCAGAAAGUGCCUUUAAAAGAGGAAUCUAGUCCUGUGGAAAAAGAGUCCCUCGACAACAUAACUACUGAAAUGGUAGUGGAAGAGUCUUCAAACUCUGAAGACUGUGCCAAAAAAACUGAAGAGAAACUAGCAGUGAAAAUCAAAAAGGAGAGGCGAUCGCCGCCCAAUGAACAUUUAGAAAAGUCCCCAAAUGCAUCUACUCCUAAGGAACUGCCCAAGCUUGCACUAGCUGAUGAGGAGAGUUUGAAAAGUAAAGGUGAGUCUGAGGAGAAACCUGCUUCUCCAGAAGCUGCAGAGACACCCCCUUCAUCUACUUCUCCUGUUACAUUAGAGAGUUCCAUUUUAGAAGAGGAGCACUCUGAUACUAAAAGUAUAAUCCCUGAAGAAAGCAGAGUAGAAGAAAAAUCAGACCCUGAAAAACAAGAGGAAGAGUCUGAGGUUGCUAAGACAGAACCAGAUAGAUUAGACGAUGCCCAUGCUUCUAAUCUAGAGGACUCCUCGGAGAGUAAAAAGGAAUCUCCAGUACCUAAAAGCAAAUUUAAAUAUAAGCUAGUUUCUGAAGAAGAAAGUUGUGCAACAGAUAAUAAAGAAAUAACUUCUGAAAGACAGAAAGAAGGAAUUAAGUUAACAAUUAGGAUCUCCAGUAGGAAGAGAAAGGCAGAAACGCCACCGGAAGAGCUCGGUGUCGGUCGCACGUUAAGGCGAUCUCCGAGAAUAUCUAAGCCUACUCCAAAAGUUGUGGAGACUCGGGAUCAGAAACCAGACAAAAAGCGAGCUGAAGAGGAGGAGGAGAAACCUGCAGCAGCACAAAAACAAGAACGAAAAGAUGAUGCAAAAAAACAGGAGAAGGAGUCAAAUUCUAAAGUUAAGAGAAGCAAAGUUCGGUGGACGGGUACUCGAACACGUGGCAGGUGGAAAUACUCAAGUAAUGAAGAAAGUGAGGAGUCAGAGAGUGAAAAAAACUCAGAUGAGGAAGAGGAGGAAGAAGAGGAGGAGGAAGAAGAAGCUGCACCUGCCGAUGAUGAUGAGCCAUGCAAGAAGUGUGGCCUUCCCAAUCACCCUGAGCUGAUUUUGUUGUGCGACUCGUGUGACAGUGGAUACCAUACAGCCUGCCUUCGCCCCCCUUUGAUGAUAAUCCCUGAUGGAGAAUGGUUCUGCCCACCUUGCCAGCAUAAAUUGCUCUGUGAGAAACUAGAAGAACAAUUACAAGAUCUGGAUGUUGUCUUAAAAAAGAAGGAGCGUGCAGAACGCAGAAAAGAACGACUGGUGUAUGUGGGUAUCAGUAUUGAGAACAUCAUUCCACCUCAAGAGCCAGAAAUACCAGAAGGUCAGGAAGAAAAGAAGAAAGAUUCCAAAAAGCCAAAAUCAAAGCUGCUCGAAAGGAGGUCUACCAGAACUCGGAAGUGCAUAAGUUAUAGGUUUGAUGAAUUCGAUGAGGCAAUUGAUGAGGCAAUUGAAGAUGAUAUCAAGGAGGCUGAUGGAGGAGGCAUUGGCAGAGGCAAAGACAUGUCUAAUAUCACGGGUCACCGUGGGAAAGACAUUUCCACAAUCCUAGAGGAAGAAAGGAAAGAAAAUAAGCGACCACAAAGGGCUGCUGCAGCACGUCGCAAGAAACGACGGCGACUAAAUGAUCUGGAUAGCGAUAGUAAUCUGGAUGAAGAAGAGAGUGAAGAUGAAUUCAAGAUCAGUGAUGGAUCACAGGAUGAGUUUGUUAUAUCAGAGGAAAAUCUGGAUGAAAGUGAAGAUGACCCACCAUCAAAUGAAGACAGCGAUUCGGAGUUCUGUGCCCGCAUAUCCCGGCGACAUCUCUCCAGGCCCAUGAGGCAAAGUAGGCGGUUACGAAGGAAAACAGUCAAGAAAAGAUAUUCUGAAGAUGAUGAAGAGGAAGAUUCUGAGGAAAAUUCAAGCAGAGAGUCUGAAAGUGCUGAUUACACAGAUUACAGUGAUGAUGAUUACCUGGAAACUAGGAGGAGAAGAUCAAGACGGAAUCAGAAGAGACAAGUUAAUUAUAAGGAAGAUUCAGAAAGCGAUGGCUCGCAGAAAAGUGUCCGAUAUGGAAAGGAGUUAAGACGAGUGCAUAAACGCAGGCUUUCCACUUCAGACAGUGAAGAAAGCUACACAUCUAAGAACUCUGAAGACGACGAAUCCACAAAGGAGUCAAAGCGACUGAUUCGAAAACAUAGGCGAAGUACAGAUGAAUACUCUGAAGGAGAAGAAGGAGAGGAUGAAGAAGACGAAGGGAGGCCUGUCCGCAAACGGCUGAAUCGAAUUGAAACCGAUGAUGAAGAUAACUGCGAAAAUGCUAAUGAUGACGCAGAAAACCCCGCUCCUGCAAAUAAGCUGCCAGCCCCACAGGCUCCUCAAGACAACACCAAGAAGCCCUGCUACCGGAUAGAAAGCGAUGAUGAAGAUGACUUUGACAACGUAGGGAAAGUAGAGAGCCCUUUGGACUACAGCCUGGUGGACCUGCCUUCCACCAAUGGACAGAGCCCAGGUAAAACCAUUGAGAACUUGAUUGGCAAACCAAGUGAGAAGACCCAAGCCCCUAAGGACAGCACAGCCACUGCCAGCCUGGCACCCAACGGCACAGGGAGUGGGCAGGAAGCAGUAGGGCCAGAGGAAGAUGAAGAUGAACUUUUGAGAGUGACUGACCUUGUUGAUUACGUCUGUAACAGUGAACAGUUAUAAGACUUCCAUUUUUGUGCUAAUUUAUUCCACGGUAGCUCAUACCAGCGGGCCAGUUAUUAAAAGCUGUUUUAUUUUUCCUAGAAAAUUCUCCACUACAGUAUCACUUUUUAGAAGCAAGAAUUUCACCAGUCCUGCAGUCUUUCUGUGAAGUGACCAGUUUUGAACUUUGAAGAUGAAUUGCUGUAAAUUCCCUCUUCUACCCCCCCCCCCCUUUCCUUCCAAGUCCAUGGUCCUGGGUAAUUUCACUCACAAAAACCUUAUAACAACAAGAGAUUUGUAUAUUUUUGACUUUAUAUUUCCUGAGUGCAUACAAAUUUGUGGAAAUGGGUGGCCUAAGAAAGCAUUCCAAAUCGGUCAGGGCCCAAACCGGAACUGGGGUGGGUUUGGCUCAUGGGGUGGGGGGUACAGAAGCACUUGUGCUUUAGCUUUUUCAUAUGAGAUAUAUAUUAUAUUUAAAUGUUCACAACUUAGAUUACAACUUAACAGACAGUUUAAAAGUUAAUGUCUGUACUGUCGCAUCUUGUGAGUUGUAGGUUAACAUACCAUAGCUCAUUUUAGUAAUCACCUUCAUGGAAGCAGUUUGAUUUUUAAUACUGGAGGUAAACACAGUUAAUAAAGAGGCCAAGAAGGUACCAUAAACAAGAACUCUACUAUCCAUUAUGACUUGCAGACUUUCCUAAUAAACAUCCUUUAAAGUGUUUGUACAGUAAAGUGUACUGUAAUGAACUUUUUGACAGUUGAAACAUGCUAGCAAUGAAUUUAUAAAGCUGUCUCAUGCAUAGUUCAUCAGAUGGUCUUUAAUACACAGUGUCUAGUGGGAGGACGUGUUGAUGCGAAGUUAGUCUGUAAAUUGGAUGGCAUCGUGAAGUGCUGCAAGCUUUUACAGACAACAGAACCCUGCAGCAGCUGCCUGGCCACGUGCGUUUAACCAUCUGUUGGAGUAUUUUGAAUGAUACAUGUUUGUACAUACUGCAUUGACCACAGAAUUACAACGCAUCAAAUGAUUUGAGGGAUUUUCAAAUAAACCGUGACUGGUCCAUUCAUGUCCUUAAUAUCUACUUCAAAUUGAAGUAAACAAAUGGAACAGUUUUCCUUUUGGAGGUUUUCUGUUUGGAGUUUGUGUGUGUUUUUGUUUUGAUUUUACUUAUCUGCCUGGAUGUAUUAGCAGGUUUUGAAUGUAGUGUUGGCCUUUGGCCAUUAGAACUUUCUUAAAAUACAUUUUAGUAAUUGUCAUGUGACCAACAGAUUUCAAGAAGGCAGUAUUUCUGAGAGAAAACGCAUGACUCCAAGACAUCUCAUCAACUUUUGAGUGGGCAUGAAGCGUUAUGUGCUUUUGUUCAAAAAAUGGAGACUACAAAAGAAAAAAACCACGUGAAGCACAUAAGAGAGCAAAGCUGAAAUUUGUUUUGGUUACCAUUCAGUUUUCUCUUUAUUCUGAAUUAAGAUGCAGGCUGUAGCAUUUGUAUAUGUUGUAGCACACAGACAACUAAAACAAACCUGCCAAACACUGAAAUCCGAAAAGGUCACGUCUAUUAAUCCUUUUGCUCUGAGAUUUGGAUUUUUUGACUGGUGUUUAUGUCCGUUGCCGGCAAUGGAUGCACCAAAACUGCUGCUGCCACCAAGGAGUGAGUUCUCCUUUCCUGCCCCACCUGACUCCCUACCAUUAUACUGUAUUUACUAGUCAGUCAUUAAGCACUUCUGUUUUCUUGUAAUGAAACUGGCAUUAGGCCUUUACUAAAUACCUCUGUAGAAAACCUAGAUCCAAAAAUACCUACCUUCUGGCCUUGAAAGUCUUGUUUUUGUUUCCCCACCUCUCUCUCCGUGAGUUCUGUCAGAACCACUCCGUAACUCCUACUUAUCUGGAUUCUAGCAGCCCAUAUAUCCUGCUAUAAAACUAGAAUCAUCAGAGCUGCAAAAAGAUAGAACUCAUUCAUUAUUUGCUAUGCUAGGCAAGUUGGUGAUUAAAAAAAAAGAGAGAAAUCACUCUCUAAAUGAGAAUUUAAUUCCAUUGCAGAUUAUUUUUCCACCUUAUCAAUGUUAACUAUUAACAGUUUUCAUAACCGGAUACUAAACAGGGUAGUGAAAAGCCACAGAAGUUUAGAAUGUGUUCUGAAAAGCAUAUGUAGCAUUUUAAGCUACUCUAGUGUUUUUCUUUGCCUAGGUGAUGCAUAAAUGUAGUGCUUCUACAUUUCUAAUAUACUUGUGUUUUAAAACAAGCAAGAACAUAUGGCUUCCACUUUUCAAUGUUAAUAAUUGCUGAGCAUUUUUAAUAUUUGCAGUGCAAACUGUCGAGUUCACGUGCAGCAACACUGUACAACCAGUGAUUUCUCAUUCGUUUUGGCAGUGCCAUAAGCUUCUUUGCUGCCUGAUGGAGCCUUUUAGUGUCUGAUCAGUGCCGUAGCAAAUGCUCUUGCUUGUAGAGUCAACUCCAAAUGAUAAGUACUUAGUGGACAAGUAAUUGUAAAUGUAGGAAAAUGCAAAGGAGUUAAAAUACUGAAUAUACCAGCCAGGAAAAACAACUGAGUACUGAGUUAGGGAGUGAAGUAAAAGCAGAAAAGAUCAGAAGGCAGAAUUGGAGCAUUGUAGCCUACAACAGGAGUGUCAGGUUUUCUGAAUGUGGAAAGAAAGAUUGUUACAAAGUUUUACUUUCUGUAGGUCACUUUUAAAAACUUACUCUCCAGUGUUUGAGAAGUCGUAUUGGAUACCUGGCACGGCUUCAUCCCCUCGGGUCCAGAGUUCCAGCUUAGAUCGGUGGGAAUUUUAUGCAAGCGAAAAUUGCAAAAAAUUUCCCAGAAAGUCUUACAUUUUCAAACUUGCAUCUUCUCCCAUUUUGAAGACUUCCUGCUUGGUGGAAAAUGUACAAUAUCUCAUUUGGAAAGAUGCUGUUUUCUGACAUGAGGCCAGCUGACUGUGCCAUACAGGGUUCAUGCUGUUGUUAUCAAUGUAUAUGUGAUUCCACAGUGGAAAUGUCCUCCAGGUAUUUUGGUGUCUUUAGCAGGUUGCGCUCUUCUCUUUUCCUCAUGAGAUCAGAAGUGAAAUACCUUUCAGUCCUGAUCUUCACGUGUCGCUUUAGACUAACAAGAAAAUGUUCAAACCAUACGAGAAACAGAAUAAAACUGGCCAGGGAUUUUUUAACGUGAUGAAUUUAACAGUAAAAGAAAAAGCAGCUAUUGGCUGAACAUAUAAAGCAUUUAUUAAACAAACUCUUGUUUAUUCCAUACAGGUUGUCACUAAAAGUUUUUUUUUUUCUUUUUUAACUGAACACUCUUCAGAGUACAAUUGGUUGGGAAGAAAGUGAAAUGAUUUUAAAGUGCAGUUUUAGUAUUGGAGAGGGGAAGAAGCUAUAAAUGGAGUGGGGGAAUGGGCUUUUUUUGUGUGUCAGCUCGUGCAUAUCAGCCUCAUAAAGUGCACAGUCGGUCCACUCUGUAAUGAAUAAACGUUGUGCAUUAAGCAUUUUAGUGCAUUUAUGGGUGGUAGAAUUAAGAACUCAAAAUUUCACUGCAGUUGCUGUCUUCUAGGUAUUGAGUCUUCUAAACCUGAGCAUAUUUGUGAUUUUCAAACAGAAAACAACACCACCAAACUACCAAAAAAAAGAUCCCCUUAGUAUUGAAGUCUUGUAGGAAGAUCAGUGCUGAACAAUCAACUCUGAACAUCUGAUAGUUUGAGUUUGUACAUGUUAAAUUACAUUUUUUUUUAAUGAAAAGACGCUCUAUUCUAACAGCACUUAAGAGAAACAGAGAUGCUGUUUUCUAAACUGUUUAUGAGGUAUGUCACCCUCAAGAUAUGUUUGGAUUAAAGCGUCUCAGUUACUCUUUGUAUAGUGGGAGCUGAUGACUUAGUUUGACUUGUUUUCUGUUCACUUCUGUUUCCUAACUGCUAUGUCUGAACUCUUUGUGAGAGACCUUACUCAAAGAACCUCAAGGUAAAUAUGUAUGUUCACGAAAGAAAAAUUGUAUGGUAGUGGUACAGUUGUUUUAUCUUAAUAUUUAUCAUUUGAACUAUAUUGGUAUCCAGAUGCUGCAACUGUGUAAUAAUUUUAAUAGUGCAUUGUCAGGGUGUCCAUUAUAUACCUCUGUUUUCAGGCGCUUAUAACUUGGUUUUCAGUGCUCUUCAAUAGGAAGGCCUGGUCUAAAGUUUUCAAAUAAUUUUUUCAAAUUACGUAUUUUCACAAACUUUUAUGAAAAGUAAACAAGCAAGUAAUUUUCAUGGCACCUGCUUUUUUUAAUUCACUUUGUACACAGUAAGUUAAAUUAUAGCAGUCAUGCUAGCUCCCAAAACUGGUCUAAUCAAGAUAUUUAUAUCACCUAUUUCAAAAUGGUAGUUUAAGCCUUGAAAAUUGGUUUUGGUACAUGUGCAGUGACUACUAUUCAUAGGCUUGUAUUACGGAUAUUAUGUGCAGUGUGCACCCUAGAUCUGUUAUUUACAUUUGAAGAAUGCUUCCAGUUCACUGGGUAUAUAAAAUCCUUAAAUAUAUAUAUAUAUAAAAAAUACAAAAAAAAAAAAAAAACAAACCACAACUAUCUUCAAGCAAGCAAUAAAUUUCUGAAGCAAAUUGUAUUGUAUUCGGGUGGAGGAAACUCCAGCAAUUCAUGUGAAAGAGCACAGUUCUGCCAUUCCUUAGAUGUUUAAAGUUUCUGUGGAAGCAUUUAGGCCUAUUGUUUCAAAUAAUGAUUUGCAGGAUCAAGCCUGCUUUUCCUGGCAAUCUUACUUUUAUCCCACCCCUUCCAUAACAGUCGGGGUAUGUAAUAUUUCUCUUAAAAUGUUGGAAGACAGAAAAUAAAAAAUUCAACAGAAACAACUGGGUUUUUUUCUAGUAUAUAUUGAUGUAAGAAAAAUUCUAAAUGACUGAUUUUUUGAUGCCUUAGCGUUGGAUACUCAAUCGGAGACGUAGUAGAGAGCUCUGACUUCAGAAAUAUUUGCCAGUUGAAAGUUAUUCCUGAAGUUAGACCCCCAACAGUUGAGGUAUUGAAGAUUACUGGUCACUUCUGAAAACGUACAUCACUUACCAAGCUCUUAUUUUAGAUUAGGUAUAACUAACUGAGAUAAUUCCAAGCAGCAAAAGCAAGUGUGCUUGGGAAUGAAUUGUCCCAAAGCUUCAGAGUAAUUUAACUUAUUUUGUAUAUUGCAAAAGAUGUAUAUUGCGUAGCGUGACGCUUAAAAAGAUUGUGUACAGCUUCUGGGGGAAAGAACAGAACACUCUAAAGUAGAUAAGUUUUUAUAAUUGAAUAUGUGGUGUAAAGGCUCCAGUUAUAACUGCAAUUAAAAGAAAGUUAAGUCCUACAACUUGGGUUUUUGACUAUCAUUUUGUAAAUGCUGGUACCCCACACCUGAGCUUGAUAAGCAGGAGAGGGGAAAAUAGAGCAGUUAGAGAGGACACGUGCUUAACGAAGGCACAUGUGUCUGCAAAUAUAUCUGCUAUUGCUACGUAUAACCCCAAAGGUUACUAACAAGAACUGAAGGGUAGGAGUUGCUUGGCCCUUUCAGUUGGUUUACUUUGUGCACUUUGCAGCACUUUGUGUAUAGUCAGUCUCACUGGUUCCCCAGGUGCAGACAGAGUCGGUUUCUCCUGCUGUUUAAAUUCACAUAACAGCAGGAGAUGGGGAAUGGGUGGAGGGAAGUGGAACGGAAAAAUGUGUAUGCAAACCCAUGCAACUUGCAAGACAGGUCUUAUAAAAGAACUUCUGACUUGCCCUUUAAAGACUGUAUUUCAAAUGGAAGGUAUUAAAUUAAGAGAAUCAUCCUGAUACCCUACUUUUCUCAUCCCGAUCUUUGUAGCCGCAGGAAAAUCUAUCCGAGCUCUCUUUCCUUGAGGGGAUUUGUAAUGUCCCAUCAGCGCAAUAUGGGUGUGGAGAAAGUUCAGUCCAUAGAGUAUUAUAACAAAGUUUGCCUUUGGGGACGUCUGUUGGAGUCCGCGCAGUUUGCUUUGUUGUUCGUUCCUCUUACGAUGAUCCACACAGCUAAACUGAUUAGUGAUACUUAGAUUAGUCUGUCAGAACUUGACUUGAAUGACUUUAAGGGGAUAAAAUUCUUCUACGAAAACAUACAAUAGGCCUAGUUACCGAUGCACCAUUUGUCUGUUAGAGCAAUACAAGGUCCUUACUAGAUACUAAUCUGCUACUUAAGUUAGUGGUAGAAAAGGAAAUCAAAUCAUAAAGCUGUAUGCCUUGUUUAGUUUUCCAUUUCAUACUCAUUAUAUGGACUCUAAAUUAUUGUACAGUAUCGUAUUCCUAUGCUAUAUUCAUUAAAAUGGUACUCCUCCCCCUAACUUACAUUAAAAUACUUUGUUUUAAAUGUCAAUGCGGUUGCUAGUUUCUACCUGUGUUUCACAGUCCUCCUUAAGAAUAGAUCUGUAGCAGCCAUGAGAUGGUAUUUGACUGAUUCAAGUUUAAUGUCACUGUUCUUGGUGUGCAUGAUGGUUCUCAAAUAGGCACAAACCCUGUAUAGUAGAUGUGAACAGCAGGUAUUUUCACUGUCCCAAUUAAGAUAGAGCAGGUCACUUGCUAGCAGAAUGGUUAUCCUCCAAUAUUCUGUGAGAAGUAGAUCAAAACUGCCAGAUAGGUCUCUUAAAAUUUAAGAUCUGCUUACAUGAAAUACAGUUUUGUCUUACUCCUGUGUGCUGUUUCUAUGUUUGCAAAGAAACCCUGAGUUCCUUAAAAAUGGUCUAGUUCACAGUUGGCCUCAUUUUUGUUUUCUUUCUCUAGAGAGUUAAGGCAGUGACGUUCCGAAAGCUUAGCUCUUUGUAGAGUUUAACCCUUGCAUUUCUUGAGUCCUGAACCUUGAUUUUUAAAUCUCUUUUCAGUCAUGACUUGCUGCGAUAUCAAAGGGAAAGGACUGAGGGACACACACUGUGUGUGGGAGGGGGGAAAAUAUGUUGAAAAAACUGGAAGUGUUAUUCUUGUUGCACAUAAAUUGGGUGGUGCUUUCACUGUCUCUUUUUCCCCACAAGUAAUAUCACAUGCAUGUAAAACAUGAUGCAUUAAAACUUUUUAAAAUGGAAGUCAUGGUGGCCUCAGUGCUCAAAGGGUUAACUGCAGUUUAAUAACAGCUAAUGUUUUUAGAUUUGCAGUACACAAUUGUUUAAAUACUGUAUUCCUUGUAAAUGAAGUAAAAAAAAAAAAUGUUAAGGCUGGUGCCAAUAUUUUUGUUAAUGAAUUGUUCAGCGUUGUCUCUCACUACAGUCUGGUCAGAUCUCUUUGUGUAUAAGCUGGGCCUGAAGCCAUUUUAUAGCUUGUAGGCCUAAUUGUGUAACUUUUCUUUCAUAAUGUUUUUGUUAUAAUAUCUACUGUCAUUUCUUUCAUAUAAAUAUGACAUGUAAAUUGUCAUAAUAAAAAAAAUUGAAAUAACUUGA